CAUUCUACGUUGUCUCAUUGUUAUCUCUCCUUAAAUUAUCUCCAUCUUGAUCCAGAUCUCGUAUUCAUCGUCAUCAAACAAUACAUGCAUAUUGUCAUAUUGUAGAGGGAGAGAAUGGCGGUGGUGUCACCAUUAGCAAAAUACAAGCUCGUGUUUCUGGGCGAUCAGUCGGUCGGAAAAACCAGCAUCAUCACCCGUUUCAUGUACGAUAAAUUCGAUACAACCUAUCAGGCUACAAUUGGCAUAGAUUUCUUGUCCAAAACAAUGUACCUUGAAGAUCGAACAGUUCGCUUGCAGCUUUGGGAUACUGCUGGACAAGAAAGAUUUAGAAGUCUAAUUCCGAGCUACAUUAGGGAUUCUUCAGUAGCUGUGAUUGCCUACGAUGUUGCUAACAGACAGUCAUUUUUGAACACUUCAAAGUGGAUUGAGGAAGUAAGAACAGAACGUGGCGGUGAUGUGAUUAUCGUUCUAGUCGGAAAUAAAACUGAUCUUGUCGACAAACGGCAAGUUUCGAUUGAAGAAGGCGAUAUCAAGGCUCGUGAAUCCGGAGUCAUGUUCGUAGAGACUAGUGCUAAAGCCGGAUUCAAUAUAAAGCCACUAUUCCGGAAGAUAGCUGCAGCGCUGCCGGGGAUGGAGGCGCUCUCCUCUGCGAAGCACGAUGAUAUGGUGGAUGUGAAUUUGAAGGCGACUGCAAACGGGGGCCAAAAUGAGCAGCAAGGCGGAGGGUGCGCAUGCUAGGAUGGGUGAAGCUGAAAAUGUAGAAGUCUAAAUUCAUUGGAAGUCUUGAAUGUCUGUUGUGUAGGGUAACUCUCAUUGAGGAUACAGAGUUGUGCAGGCUUUUUGGAAAACAGAUUGGCUUACACUGAUGAAACAUAACAAGAUUUUGACAUGUGUUAUUUUAAAUUUACAGAAGAUUUGAGUGUGUUACCACAUCCAUAAUAAAUUAAAGCAAACUGCUGGUUUCUGGUU
This is a messenger RNA of Salvia splendens (bonfire salvia), 969 nucleotides long. Its product is annotated as ras-related protein RABH1e. The transcript is spliced from 6 exons. Lineage: Eukaryota; Viridiplantae; Streptophyta; Magnoliopsida; Lamiales; Lamiaceae. Bases 115 to 738 code for a protein of 207 amino acids. Gene Ontology annotation, molecular function: GTPase activity; GTP binding. The record is from RefSeq and is a predicted model, not a curated record.